GGCCUAUAUCACAACAUUCAGCACAGUUCAGUGAAUACUUGGAUUUAAGGAUUUUCUUGAAUGUGUAAAAAAGUAUAUGUGAGUUAUAGGCCAUAACGCACUUUGCUUGAUUAUAGCAUCACCUAGUGGUGGAAAUUGAGGACAACAAUAGAUUGUGAAAUUUUUUGGCAGGUGUGAGGUAUAUUCCAAUUUUGGUGAGUUUUGGGUUAUGUCCAGGCAGUGAAAAAUGUGAUAAUUUGUGACAAAAAAUCAUCACUACAAAAAACAAAAGGGACCUUGCAGGUCGAGACCUGCUCGGGCCCUAAUAAAUCUCCCUGAAAAAGAGAAGGAGAUGAUGUUCACAGACAUGAAGACGGAACCAGACAUGUUCAAGAGCUUAAUGAAAAUUGAAAGGACUCAUUGAUCAUCAAAACAGUUACCAAUGUAUGUUCUCUUGACUGUUUAUUCUGAACCGCUCUAAAUAUCUCCAGUUGGUCAAACAGAAGUGAUCAUCCCACAAAAAGGAAAUAAAUAUAAAGUGUAUUUCUUUUGUCUUCAAACAAUCCAGAAAACUGAAUGUGAAUGUGUCUUAAAUAAGAGAUAUCUAUUAGAGAUAUCUAUUAGAUAUCUACAAUAUCUAUUGUCCUCCAAUCAGAGCUCAGUGUUUGUCGUGUGAUUGGCUGAAUGAUGAAGUCAUGUGUUGCUCUUCCAGCAGGCUGUCGUCACUGUGUGAAGGUGUGUGUUGCUAUGAAUCAGUGUGAGGAGACAGAGGAGCGAGUCCAACCCUCCAAAACCGGUCUGUGUGAAGACCAUGAAGAUCCGAGACCAAAGCAGCACACACCAGACUCUCCUGGACCUGGAUCCAGCUGUGUUACCUUACUGAGCUAUACGUCAAUGGAGUAUCCUCUUCUGUUUAGACAAUCCGCUGAUGGAAGAGUCGACCAGGAGAGCUCACAGGUUCCCAGUGGUCAGUCUGUCCGACAACAUCAGGCACACCUGGAUUACAUUUUUAAGCUGCUGGAGAGCAAUAUUGUCACUUUUGUGAAGAAUGAGCUGAAAAAGAUCAAGAAAGUUCUGAGUUCAGAUUACCCAGAGUGCUUAGAGAGUCAGGAGGAGGAUACAGAGGUGAUGGAUGGUGAGGAGGAGGAGAAGAAGAGGAGCAGCAGAGAGGCCUUUCUAAAGAUCACACUUACCUUCCUGAGGAGAAUGAAGCAGGAGGAGCUGGCUGACCGUCUGCAGAGCAGUAAUCCUCUUGGAGUUUGUCAGCAUAAACUUAAAUCUAACCUGCAGAAAAAGUUCCAGUGUGUGUUUGAGGGGAUCGCUAAAGCAGGAAACCCAACUCUUCUGAAUCAGAUCUACACUGAGCUCUACAUCACAGAGGGAGGGACUGCAGAGGUCAAUGAUGAACAUGAGGUCAGACAGAUUGAAACAUCCAGGAAACCACACAGACCAGAAACAACAAUCAAACAAGAAGACAUCUUUAAAGCCUCACAUGGAAGAGACAAACCAAUCAGAACAGUGAUGACAAAGGGAGUGGCUGGCAUCGGGAAAACAGUCUUAACACAGAAGUUCACUCUGGACUGGGCUGAAGACAAAGCCAACCAGGACAUACAGUUCACAUUUCCAUUCACUUUCAGAGAGCUGAAUGUGCUGAAAGAGAAAAAGUUCAGCUUGGCAGAACUUGUUCAUCACUUCUUUACAGAAACCAAAGAAUUCUGCAACUUUGAAGAGUUCCAGGUUGUGUUCAUCUUUGACGGUCUGGAUGAGUGUCGACCUCCUUUGGACUUCCACAACACUGAGAUCCUGACUGAUGUUAGAGAGUCCACCUCAGUGGAUGUGCUGCUGACAAACCUCAUCAGGGGGAAACUGCUUCCCUCUGCUCGCCUCUGGAUAACCACACGACCUGCAGCAGCCAAUCAGAUCCCUCCUGGGUGUGUUGACAUGGUGACAGAAGUCAGAGGGUUCAAUGACCCACAGAAGGAGGAGUACUUCAGGAAGAGAUUCAGAGAUGAGGAGCAGGCCAGCAGAAUCAUCUCCCACAUCAAGACAUCACGAAGCCUCCACAUCAUGUGCCACAUCCCAGUCUUCUGCUGGAUCACUGCUACAGUUCUGGAGGAUGUGCUGCGGACCAGAGAGGGAGGAGAGCUGCCCAAGACCCUGACUGAGAUGUACAUCCACUUCCUGGUGGUUCAGUCCAAACAAAAGUACGUCAAGUAUGAUGGAGGAGCUGAGACAGAUCCACACUGGACCCCAGACAGCAGGAAGAUGAUUGAGUCUCUGGGAAAACUGGCUUUUGAGCAGCUGCAGAAAGGAAACCUGAUCUUCUAUGAAUCAGACCUUACAGAGUGUAGCAUCGAUAUCACAGCAGCCUCAGUGUACUCAGGAGUGUUCACACAGAUCUUUAAAGAGGAGAGAGGACUGUACCAGGACAAGGUGUUCUGCUUCAUCCAUCUGAGUGUUCAGGAGUUUCUGGCUGCUCUUCAUGUCCAUCUGACAUUCAUUAACUCUGGAGUCAAUCUGCUGGCAGAGGAACUAAAAUCACCCAAGAAGUUUGCAACAAAAACAGAAGAAUCUGCAGAGACACAACUCUACCAGAGUGCUGUGAAGAAAGCCUUACAGAGUCCAAAUGGACACUUGGACUUGUUUCUCCGCUUCCUCCUGGGUCUUUCACUGGAGACCAAUCAAAAACUCCUUCGAGGCCUGCUGACAGAGUCAGGAAGUAGUUCACAGGCCAAUCAGAAAACAGUCCACUACAUCAAGGAGAGGAUCAGUGAGAAUCUGUCUCCAGAGAGAAGCAUCAAUCUGUUCCACUGUCUGAAUGAACUGAACGAUCGUUCUCUAGUGGAGGAGAUCCAACAGUACCUGAGAUCAGGAAGUCUCUCCACAGACAAACUGUCUCCUGCUCAGUGGUCAGCUCUGGUCUUCAUCUUACUGUCAUCAGAAAAAGAUCUUGACGUGUUUGACUUGAAGAAAUACUCUGCAUCAGAGGAGGCUCUUCUGAGGCUGCUGUCGGUGGUCAAAGUCUCCAACAAAGCUCUACUGAGUGGCUGUAACCUGUCAGAGAGAAGCUUUGAAGCUCUGUCCUCAGUUCUCAGCUCUCAGUCCUCUAGUCUGAGAGAGCUGGAUUUGAGUAAUAACAACCUGCAGGAUUCAGGAGUGAAGCUGCUGUCGUCUGGACUGAAGAGUCCACGCUGUACACUGGAACGGCUCAGGCUGUCAGGCUGUCUGAUCACAGAGGAAGGCUGUACUUCUCUGGCCUUAGCUCUGAAAUCCAACCCAUCCUGUCUGAAAGAGCUGGACCUGAGCUACAAUCAUCCAGGAGACUCGGGAGUGAAGCUGCUGUCUGAUGGACUGAAGGAUCCACACUGGAAACUGAACAUUCUCAGGGUGGAGCCUGGUGGAGUCCAAUGGUUGAGAGCAGGUCUGAAGAAAUAUUCCUGUGAACUCACAAUCGACAUAAAUACAAUAAACAGAAAGAUCAAACUGUCUGACGACAACAGGGAGGUGAUAAACGUGGAGGAGGAACAGUCAUAUCCCGAUCAUCCGGACAGAUUCGACUGGUGUCAGCUGCUGUGUACAACUGCUCUGACUGGUCGCUGUUACUGGGAGGCAGAGUGGAGGGGACAUGUUGAUAUAUCAGUGAGUUACAGAGGAAUCAACAGGAGAGGAAUCAGAUAUGACUGCAGGUUUGGAAGGAAUGAUCAGUCGUGGAGUCUGGAGUGCUCUGUGGACGGUUACCAUGUCUGGCACAACAACGCAGGAACAUCCUCCUCCUCCUCCUCCUCCUCCUCCUCUGUCUCUAACAGAGUAGCAGUGUAUGUGGACUGUCCUGCUGGAACUCUGUCCUUCUACAGAGUCUCCUCUGACUCACUGAUCCACCUCCACACAUACAACACCACGUUCACUGAACCUCUUUAUCCUGGAUUUGGGUUCUGGGCUGGCUGGUCUGGUUCAGUGCGUCUGUGUUCCCUGUCAGAGGAAAGUGCAGAAGCCAAGUGAAGAAAUCUGUUUUUUCUGGUGAUCGAUUUCUAAAUCUGAUCUAAAUAUUUUCCUCUGCUGUGUUUGACUUGAGAACUGGUGUGAAAAAAGUUUUGCCAGGAUAAUCUCAAUCUGUUAUAUUUUUAACUUUAUUUAAUGUGAUCUUAUUUUUUUGUUGGUAGGCAUGAAGAGUUUUAAGGAUUUAAUUCAGAGCCUUUGUUGUUGCCUAUAACAUAGAUAAAUACAGUCUAUGUAAGCUC
Acanthopagrus latus (yellowfin seabream) is the source of this 4217-nucleotide messenger RNA. RefSeq names its product NLR family CARD domain-containing protein 3-like. Gene Ontology annotation, molecular function: protein binding. Lineage: Eukaryota; Metazoa; Chordata; Actinopteri; Spariformes; Sparidae. The transcript has 9 exons. The coding region runs from base 664 to 3978 and encodes 1104 amino acids. The record is from RefSeq and is a predicted model, not a curated record.